Molecule: messenger RNA, 3024 nt
Organism: Fomitiporia mediterranea MF3/22
Lineage: Eukaryota; Fungi; Basidiomycota; Agaricomycetes; Hymenochaetales; Hymenochaetaceae
Product: kinesin-domain-containing protein
Exons: 4
Coding region: 1-3024 (1007 amino acids)
Biological process (GO): microtubule-based movement
Molecular function (GO): microtubule motor activity; ATP binding; microtubule binding
Source: RefSeq, a predicted model, not a curated record
AUGGCUGCUACCGGCUCCAUCGCAGUAGCAGUCCGUGUCAGACCACCAAACACCUGGGAAGCUGCUCGAUUACCAGACCCAUACUUCGAUGCAGGAAUUCGGACUGAUGGCGCUCUCUCUACUCCUGGAAGAUCUGCGAUAUCCACAUCGUGCCUAAGGGAGGUCGUAAAGGUCGUUGACGACCGCAUAUUGAUGUUCGAUCCGGAUGAGAAGGAUAGGGCGAAGGCAUUCGCUGAACGAGGUUUCGUACCUCCUGGGACAAAGCGAUACAAGGACAAGCGCUUCAUGUUUGACCGUGUCUUUGAUGCCGAUGCUAGACAAAUCGACGUUUACGAAGCCACGGCCAGACCGCUUUUAGAUCGUCUCCUGGAUGGCUACAACGCAACUGUGUUCGCAUAUGGUGCUACUGGUUGCGGCAAAACGCAUACUAUAAGUGGGACAGACACAGACCCUGGCUUAAUCUACUUAACAAUGUCUGACCUAUUUCACAAAAUCGAGGAAAGACGAAGCGAAAACAAUAUCGACAUUUACGUUACUUUCCUCGAGAUAUAUAAUGAAGAGAUUCGUGACCUACUUGCAGAGCCUGGAACACCUACUCCCCGUGGUGGUCUUCAAAUCCGAGAGGACAAGUCGGUUAAGGUUGUGGGCCUGGUCGAGCUUCAUCCAACAAGCGCAGACCAAAUAAAGGAGAUAGUACUUCUUGGUAAUAGCCGUAGGACACAAUCGCCGACAAAUGCCAAUGAAACUUCCUCUCGUUCGCACGCUGUGCUUCAGGUGCAUGUCUCAUCAUCGCCGAGAACUGCGUCGACUACAGAACAACGCACUAUGGCAACUCUAUCAAUCAUUGAUCUCGCCGGAAGUGAACGAGCAGCUGCUACGACGAAUAUGGGACAGCGAAUGGUGGAAGGUGCGAAUAUAAAUAAAUCACUGCUGGCUCUUGGAAAUUGUAUAAACGCAUUAUGCGAAAGUGGAGGUGCUACUCGACACAUCCCAUAUCGAAAUAGCAAGCUCACUCGACUACUGAAAUUCUCACUUGGCGGGAAUUGCAAGACUGUCAUGAUUGUAUGCAUCGCACCAGCGUCCAACCAUUUCGACGAUACGCACAAUACGCUCCUCUAUGCAGAUCGUGCUUCGAAAAUCAGGACGAAGGUUGUUACGAGAAAUGUGGUCAAUGUUGAUCGCCACGUCGGACAAUACGUCGAAGCAAUCAACAGACUUAAUCUGGAGGUCGCCGAGCUCAAAGCCAAGCUUGCUGGAAAGGUCAACGGCGAAGCAGAAAUCAGCAGGAGGAAGAAAGAACAAGCGAAGGCUGAAGUUGACCGUUCUAGAGAUGAUAUCGAACGGAAGGCAGAACAAACACGCCCAUCCAUUAUCGCGGGUAGUCGCUGCGAGGCUGUUCUAUCCGUAGCUCGCGCAAAGAUCGAGGCAUAUGCUCGUCGUCUGACACAGAUAAGGGCGCAGUUAGCUACAAGCUCGUCGACACCAGAUCUCGCUGCCGAACAGACCCUGUUAGAGUCUCUCAUUUCAUCGGAAGAAGCUCAAUUGCACCCAAGUUCUGAACCACAGGUGCAAUUGACGAGAUCACAAAAUGCGAACAGCAUGUUUGAAGCUAUGCUUCGUGCAGUGACGGAAAGACGCUCAGAUAGGCUUGACGAACUUAGUAUCGAGAACGUGCGCCUAGAUGCUCUGUAUCGAAAGACUCACAUGGAUUUCUUGAAAGCAGAGGCUCUGCGAGAUGCUCUGCAAGCGUCUGUGUCCGCUCAAUCCGAGUUGAUCACGAACCUUGUGAGCGUUGUAACGAGAUGCACCAUGAUGCUUGAGGAUGGGAGCAAGGCGUUACGGCAGGCUGCUCAAGAAACAGACAGGCUUGCUGGAAAGGCAGAAAACAUCUCGAGUUCACUCCAUCAUUUAGCUGAAGCCAACAAUACGACCUUUGGUGCUCUCUUUGGUCGAAAUAUUGACCCCUCACUCAGCGAUGGAUUGGCACUCCUAGCAACUGGUGGCAAAAUUUCUUAUAUUUCCCCUGUUUUGAACUCCGAGUCUGCAUCAUCGCAAACUCAAGGAAAACCUGCACGUCGUGUCUCCUCGGCCCAUUUAAGCAUUCCAGACAGUUCGUCUCGCCGCUUCCAUCGUUCUCCUCGGAAGUCACUCCGGUCAAGUCUUCUUUCUAGUGGCUUACAUGCAAGGAGACAUUCAUUGAGGCCACAAGAGAAGAAGAAGGCAGUACAAUGGAAAGACGAGGCUGGACAAGGGAGCUUAGUUGAUGGCGGGGAUGGGAGCAGCAAGGAUCCAUCUCUUAUAAUCGAUUCUCAUCCAAACUCCCAGACAUCCGAGUGCGACUGGGAGGACGAGAAAACGGAUGAUAGUUCCGGCUCGAGCUUUUCAGGCCUCCCUGCUCGUGAUGUGUCCUCUUCAAGGGCUGGACCACGACGACCUAGUCGGCUUGAUCCGUCGUUUUUGAAAGCGAGGAGCGCUUCAUCUUCUCUUGGUAGUGUGGUAGAGGAUGACGAAUCGAAAGCCUCUCAACCACUGUCCAGCAGUGGUCCAUUUACAAACCGAUUAGUCAACCUACCUAGCCCGCCAGACAGUUCAAUUGCGAGUAGUUCGAGCGUGACUGGACUAGAAACCGCGAAGCGAAAGCGCGAGGAGAGCCCUUCGACAGACGGACCAAAUGAAACAAAGACGUCUGACUCUGGAGCUAGGAGAGAUAUUGGAAAUGGACGGCGACGAUCAAGCAUCGGGCCACUGCGCAGCGAAAAGCGACGGCGCUCUGGUGGUCUUCUACCACCUCCAGACCGGGAGGUAGAGAAUAGUUCCGCAACGUCAACAAGGACUGGUCCGCGUCGGGUCCCUAUUGUGCAUACGCCUGCGAAGCGCGUGAAACGGAACUCACUGUUUCAUGGCAGAACACCACUGUCUGUUCGGUCAUCUCUUCAGUCGAGACCGAAGAUCAGCCUGCCACCUUCCGAUGCAAAUAACAGUGGUGAUAUCAGUCUCAAGGCAACUAGGCCUACUUGGCGUUGA